AUGGAAGCCGUCAUAAAGAUUUCUAAACACAAUGGUAGAGACAAAAGUGUCAACCUGGCUCUGGAGACAAUCUUCGAGUUCGGCAAUGAUGACAAACAGACCGAUGUUAACAUCCUUAACAAAGUCCAGAGAUUCAUCGGCAAAGUAAAAAACGUUAUCGAAAAUAGCGACACAGCAAGACGGCAAUUAAGUAAUGCCAACGUAAAAGUAUUCAGUAAUUUCAUUAUCGAUGUUAUACAAAUUUUAAUUGAAUAUGACGAUCGAGCGUUGGAAAAUAUCGCUUCAAUCAUCAGCGAAGAAAUGAUAAAACAUCAAUACGAUGGCUGCAAAUUUUACGAGUUAACAGACAACAUUGAACAGCAGAAAGCUUUUGCUAAAACACUGAGAGAGAUGAAAUAUAAAGAAGGGACGGAUAUCAGAGACGAUUUAAAAGCAAUAGCCAGUAAAAUAAAUGAAGAAAUAUACGCAAAACCUGAAAAAGAAUUGAUAGAUGUUAUUAAUUCUGUGUACCAAGAUUAUUCUAUAGAUAAAUUGAAUAACUUUUUAAAAGGUAUUGAUGAUUAUAGACAAAAUACAAAAGAGGAUCAUAAUAUAACAAAAGUAAUAAAUGUAGGAUUGAAAACGAUAUUGUUUGAUCAUUACACAAAUUUAACGAUUCAUUUGAGAACAUCAUUGCUUUCGAAAUUACAAGAUUACAUGAAGUAUUACAAUGAAAAUUUCGCUCAUAAGGCUACAGCAGUGACUAAACAUAAGCAAGCUUUAAGAACUCUUAGACAAGUGUAUAUGGAGACUGAAUCCCAUGAUGAAAACGUUCAAGUAGAACGGGCUUCAAAGUCGAAAUCAAAAAGACAAACAACUGUAAGCCAACGCCCACUAAACGUACCUACAACAAGAAAAUUAAAAUCUGAAUACAGCAAAGAGAUUUCACGUAAUAAGAAAUCUGAUUACAGCAAAGAGAUUUCACGUAGUAAGAAAUCUGAAAGACAUCAAAAGAAACAUAGAUUUGUUAAGGUUACACAAACAUCUGAAGAAAACCCGACUAUUACACACAAGAAACGAAGUACUGGAACUACUAAGGAGUUCAGAACUCUGAGGCAGAUGUAUGUUGAAAAGAAUAUAGAUUUAAAGUAUGAUCCAGACGCAUACGAACAUUUGACGACAGUCAAAAAGAGUAAACCUAAAAAAUAUUCAGUUCGGCAUUUAAACUCGCCCAUAACUCGUAAACGUACACACAGAACAGAAAAACUUAAAAGAAAUAAACCUCAUGAAUAUAACGAGAAAACUCAAUAUGGAAAACAAAGACCUAAAGCAGAGGAUAGCUCUCGCGAAUCAACUUAUAAUAAAAAUGAUAAAUCAGUAGAAAGAGUUCUGACUGAUUUUGUUGUAGAUUUUUCAUCUGAAGCCAAGUCAACCAUGAAAAUUAAACUAACAAAAAUGGCUAGACUUUUCGGCCAAACGUUCAUUGACAAGGAUCUAGAUUAUAACGAAAAUAUACCAGAAUUUAGAACUGGAAAGAAGAAAUUAACAUUCAAAACAUUGUAUCCUACAUUCGUGAUCGAUUGGACAACACCGUCAAGGUAUGGUAAGAGACAAUUUGGGGGUAUGUCGGACUUUAAAGUGAGAUUACCGAAGCAUGGUAGAGAUAAAGAUAGAGGUAGUCAGAUGUUCACACACCAGCCGGGAAGUGGCAGUGGAAUAAAACUGGUGAAAGAUUUAGAUUAUUCAAUCGAAGUCAGGAAACCAAGGAAUUUGGAAUUGGGAGUACAUAAAAAAAGAAAUCCAAAAAGCUCCAGAUACCAAAGCGAAAAUCAACAUGAAAGCAAAAAAGGGAUACCUGGAGGUCGCUUAAAAAAGGCAACUAAACAUCACCCAACACAUGCUUCAUUAUUGCAAAGACACGGCAGUGACUCUGUAGAUGAGAAAUCUAAGAUGUCCAGAGAUCCAAUGAUCUUAGCUAGACAAUAUGAUUUUCCACAUCACGUUGCUAGAAAACAAUUUAGGAGACAGUUCCUAAAACCACUAAUUGGCUCUGAAGAAGGUCUUUCUAUAGAAGAAUUAAAAGCUAAUACGCACAAGAUCUAUUAUAGAAGAAAUUAUAAUCCUAAUACCACAGAGAAUUUUGAGAAAAAUAAACAUGUUUUACAACGAAUAGAAAACCUAGAAAAUGAAUUGGAAUUAGUAAAAAUUCGGAUAAAGAAUGACACAUAUCCAAUAAAAGUUCUAAAUAAUAAUGAAUCAAAUAUUAAAAGUAAACCUGAUGCAGUUAACAGCAAUAUACGUACAGCUACCCCAAUAACUACGGUAACUAUAAGAUCAACCUCAAAAAUAUACGAGAAUACGGGUGAAAUUACUGAGUUAAAAAAAACCAACGCUGAUGGACCAAAUAAAGAUAUUUUAGAAAGGAAAGAGAUAGACAACCAUAUAUUUAAUCAACAAUCCGGUGUUAUGGAAAGAGAAUUUAUAGAAAGAAAAUAUGAUGAUUACCAAUACAAAAGUCAAUCAAAUACUACAAAGAUUGUAAAAGAAGCGUAUACUUUCGAUCCUGUUAAUAAAGAUCAAGGGAGGAAGGCUUAUCCUAGCUUGGAAAAAGCAAAAGAAUUUAAAACAGAGAAAGAUGAAAGAAAUAUAAAAGUUGACGAAACAAAUAACAGUAAAAACAAGAAACGAAUUGAAAAUGGGUCUAUCGAAAGUAAUAUACAGAAGUCUGUAAACGAAAUUAAUAAAAAAGACAAAGAAACCGUUUCCCAUAAAGAAAUUACCGAAAAAUCUUUCUAUUUUAGGAAUAAUGAAGAAAUGAGUAAUAACAGAUUCAAUAUAAGUGCAGAUAAAUUUGUAAAAAAUAAAUAUAGUCCCAAAAUAAGUCACAUUAAAGAUGAUACAUUUCAUAAUCAAAGUGAUACUAAAUUAGACAACAGUUGGGUUGAAGUAGUAUAUAGAGAAAGACAAUUUAAAAAUAAAAAUGAGGAGAAUCAAGCCAAAGAAAAUGAAAUAAAAGAUGACUUAAAACCACACACAGAAAAUGUGAAAACGGAAUCAAAAAACCCAAUGGAUAGGACAGGCAAUUUAAGAGUUUACGACGAUUUCGUGUUUAGAGCAACUGAUCAGACCAAAGACUCGCAUCACACAACACUUGGAGGGAUUGUGAAAAAUCACGAAAAUCUAUUUGAAGGGAAUGAUGAAACUACAGAAAAUAUUAUUGCCGCAAUAGAAAAAACUGUUAGAAAACAAUCACUAACAGAUUAUACAACGAGAACAGUGCCAGAAUCUUCUGAUACAUAUGUUAAGCAAAAUGAAAGAAUAACUGACAUAGUACUGAACCAAAAAGAAGAAAAAAACACAGAAGAAUUGAACACAACACCACUUACAAAUGUAGUAAAUGAUACGUUAACACAGAAGUCAGCAAAUAAAGACAAUACAAUGACUUCAAAUGUGACUGUAAAUUUAGAUAAUUAA
Molecule: messenger RNA, 3453 nt
Organism: Arctia plantaginis
Lineage: Eukaryota; Metazoa; Arthropoda; Insecta; Lepidoptera; Erebidae
Source: the annotation of a GenBank genome assembly